This is a messenger RNA of Miscanthus lutarioriparius, 798 nucleotides long. Lineage: Eukaryota; Viridiplantae; Streptophyta; Magnoliopsida; Poales; Poaceae. The record is from the annotation of a GenBank genome assembly.
AUGGCAGCAGCUGGUAAUCCACCUCCAAAACCGUGGGAACGAGCAGGAGCUUCAUCUGGCCCAGUGCCUUUUAAGCCGCCCUCUGGUGGUAGCACCAGUGAUGUUGUUGAAGCUUCUGGGACAGCCAAACAUGGAGAAGUUGUUUCUGCUGCUGGGAACAAUGUUGCCUCCAAUGUAAACAGCAACAUUUCAGUGCCUGUGCCCCCAAGGCCUUGGCAGCAGCAAGGCUAUGAAAAUUCUUAUGGGGGUUAUGGCUCCAGUAUGUAUAGCUCUUAUGGCGGAUAUAGUGGACCCUAUGGAAAUAACAUGUAUUCAGGUUAUGGAGGAAGUUAUGGCAGUAUGUAUGGAGGUUCUGGAAUGUAUGGUGGAUCAAUGUAUGGCGGUGGAAUGGGAGGACCCUAUGGUGGUUAUGGUAUGGGCGUGAAUCCUUAUAAUCAGGGACCGAAUUCAUUUGGGCCCCCUGCACCACCCCCUGGUUCCUGGGUGUCCUUCCUACGAGUGAUGCAUGGUGUUGUAAAUUUCUGUGGGAGGGUUAGCUUCCUUAUUAGCCAGAACACACAGGCAUUUCACAUGUUCAUCACUGCACUUUUGCAGUUAUGUGAUCGGGCUGGAAUGCUUUAUGGUGAGCUUGCAAGAUUUGUUCUACGUUUGCUCGGGAUCAAAACAAAACCAAAGAAGGGUGGUGUUAAGGGCGCAGGAGCUCCAUCAUCAGAGGGACGAGGCCAGCAGUUUGUUGAGGCACCGAAAGCUAACUCCUCAUGGGACAGCGUCUGGACUGAGAAUGGCAAGGGGAAGUAA